UGAAUACCUUAGAAAAUAGACUGAUAGUUCUUGCUGAUACAGUCCUCCGUCAACGCUGAGGAGCAACGGUUGUGCAUCAAGAUAGACUCCAGUGUAGCAGAACCGUAAGAAUCGUUUCAUUUCGAGAAUCGAAACGAUCGUGCCUGUGUGAGAGCGAAUCAAGUGUUCAGGAACACCAGAGCAAAUAUGACCGGCAAACGUGUGACGGGUUUGCUGAUUGUUGGCUUUUUGGCAUUGGCUGCGCAUAAUGUUUCGGCGCUAGAGCUGGGCCAAGACUGUGUGAAUCCCGCCGGACAGGCCGGUAAAUGUGUGUUGUUUAGAGAGUGUCAACCGCUGAUCACCAUCUACAACAAACCGGUCAAUACGCCGGAUGAUACGCAAUUCCUGACGGAAAGUCGCUGUGGUGUUUUUGAGCGCAAAACCCUGGUAUGCUGCGCGGGGGUAAAGAGCUCAGGAAAAACCUCACUGCCCGAGCCACCGAACUGCGGUAUCCAGUUGUCGGAUCGUGUCAUUGGUGGACAGCCCACCAAAAUCGAUGAGUUCCCGUGGACGGCGCUAAUCGAGUAUCAGAAACCGGAUGGACGGUUCGGUUUCCAUUGUGGUGGUUCCAUCAUCAAUGAGCGUUACAUCGUUACGGCCGCUCACUGUAUUAGUUCGAUUCCGCGAAACUGGAAGGUCCAUCGGGUGCGCUUGGGCGAGUGGGAUCUAAGCUCUUCCAACGAUUGUGAAGAUGAUUUCUGCUCCAUUGCACCGAUUGAUCUGGACAUCGAGAAAAUCAUUGUACACACUGGUUAUGACACACGGGACGAGAGUCACCACAAUGAUAUUGCGCUAAUUCGCUUCAAUCGCGAGAUUCAUUAUUCCGAGACGGUUCGACCGAUUUGUUUGCCACUGUCUAAUACCCUUCGUAGCCGUAAACACGCGGGCCUGUCCAGCUUUGCUGCCGGGUGGGGUAAAACUGAAACGGCCACAGCUAGUCAGAAGAAGCUGAAGGUGGAACUCAACGUUGUGGAUUUGAAGGAUUGUGCACCAGUUUACCAGCGCAGUAGCAUCUCUCUAGACUCAACGCAAAUGUGUGCCGGUGGAGUACGGCUGAAGGACACGUGCAGCGGUGACUCGGGUGGUCCUCUGAUGCGUCAGAUCUCCGGAUCGUGGUAUCUGAUCGGUGUGGUCAGCUUUGGGCCAAAGAAAUGCGGCACGGCAGGUGUACCGGGUGUGUACACUAAUGCUGCAGAAUAUGUUGAUUGGAUACGGGACAAUAUCUAUUAGCACAACCAACAAUGCUAAAUGAUACAUACAAAUCGUGACAUGUGGCGCUUCAGUGUACGCGUAUGCAAACAUGACUAAUCUAAAAUAUACAUAUGAAAUGUUCGAUUAAA
Anopheles moucheti is the source of this 1379-nucleotide messenger RNA. Its product is annotated as CLIP domain-containing serine protease B4-like. The transcript is spliced from 4 exons. The coding region runs from base 187 to 1269 and encodes 360 amino acids. Gene Ontology annotation, molecular function: serine-type endopeptidase activity. The record is from RefSeq and is a predicted model, not a curated record. NCBI's taxonomy places the organism in Eukaryota, Metazoa, Arthropoda, Insecta, Diptera, Culicidae. Gene Ontology annotation, biological process: proteolysis.